CUCUGGGGCAACCACGCAGGCCAUGGCCAUGGGGCUGGCAACUAGCGCUUAGCAACCCUGACCACCUGCCGGCUGAGGAGCCAGAGCCCCCAGCCAGGACCCUGUGCCCGGGCUGGCCUCCCGUGCAUGGAAUGGUGCUGUGCCCUGGGCCAGCAGGCUGGGCUCGCCAUGGUGCUGGGUGCCAUCCUGGCACGAGGGCGGGAUGUGUGCAGGCGGAAUGGACUGCUCAUCCUGUCUGUGCUCUCUGUCACCGUGGGCUGCCUCCUCGGCUUCUUCCUGAGGACCCGGCACCUCUCACCACAGGAAAUCAGUUACUUCCAGUUUCCCGGAGAGCUCUUGAUGAGGAUGUUGAAGAUGCUGAUCCUACCGCUGGUGGUCUCCAGCUUGAUGUCCGGCCUCGCCUCCCUGGAUGCCAAGACCUCCAGCCGCCUGGGCAUCCUCACUGUAGCGUACUACCUGUGGACCACCUUCAUGGCAGUCAUCGUGGGCAUCGUCAUGGUGUCCAUCAUCCACCCGGGCAGCGCGGCCCAGAAGGAGACGACGGAGCAUAGCGGGAAGCCCAUCAUGAGCUCAGCAGACCCCCUGCUGGACCUCAUUCGGAACAUGUUCCCAGCCAACCUGGUGGAAGCCACAUUCAAACAGUACCGCACCAAGACCACCCCCGUUGUGAAGUCCCCCAAGGUGGCACCGGAGGAGGCCCCUCCUCGGCGGAUCCUCAUCUAUGGGGUCCAGGAGGAGAAUGGCUCUCGUGUGCAGAACUUCGCCCUGGACCUGACCCCCCCGCCCGAGGUCGUUUACAAGUCAGAGCCUGGCACCAGCGACGGCAUGAACGUGCUGGGCAUCGUCAUCUUCUCUGCCACCAUGGGCAUCAUGCUGGGCCGUAUGGGUGACAGCGGGGCCCCCCUGGUCAGCUUCUGCCAGUGCCUCAAUGAGUCCGUCAUGAAGAUCGUGGCAGUGGCUGUGUGGUACUUCCCCUUUGGCAUCGUGUUCCUCAUCGCUGGCAAGAUCCUGGAGAUGGACAACCCCACGACCGUGGGAAAGAAGCUGGGCUUCUACGCUGUCACCGUGGUGUGCGGGCUGGUGGUGCACGGCCUCUUCAUCCUGCCCCUGCUUUACUUCUUCAUCACCAAAAAGAACCCCAUCGUCUUCAUCCGCGGCAUUCUCCAGGCCCUGCUCAUUGCGCUGGCCACCUCCUCCAGCUCAGCCACACUGCCAAUCACCUUCAAGUGCCUGCUGGAGAACAACCACAUCGACCGGCGCAUUGCCCGUUUUGUGCUGCCCGUGGGCGCCACCAUAAACAUGGACGGCACUGCACUCUAUGAGGCUGUGGCUGCCAUCUUCAUUGCCCAGGUCAACAACUAUGAUCUGGACUUCGGCCAGAUCAUCACCAUCAGCAUCACAGCCACCGCAGCCAGCAUCGGGGCAGCCGGCAUCCCCCAGGCCGGGCUCGUCACCAUGGUCAUCGUGCUCACCUCCGUGGGACUUCCCACUGAUGACAUCACCCUCAUCAUCGCUGUCGACUGGGCUCUGGACCGUUUCCGCACCAUGAUUAACGUGCUGGGUGAUGCACUGGCCGCCGGGAUCAUGGCUCAUGUCUGCCGGAAGGACUUCACUCAGGACACGGGCACUGAGAAACUGCCGCCCUGCGAGACCAGCCCAGUGAGCCUCCAGGAGAUCGUGGCGACCCAGCAGAACGGCUGUGUGAAGAGUGUGGCUGAGGCCUCAGAGCUGACCCUGGGCCCCACCUGUCCCCACCACGUCCCCAUCCAGGUAGAGCAGGAUGAGGAGCCGGCUGCCGCCAGCCUGGACCACUGCACCAUUGAGAUCAGUGAGCUUGAGACCAACGUCUGAGCCUGCGGAGCUGUAGGGGCUGGGGGAGGCCUCCGUGAUCAGGGGCCAAGGGCAGAAUCUCAACUCACGGCUUUCCUGAGCACAGGACCAGGCUCACACUACCUUCCCCCCACCUUGAGAGUCCGGAAUGAGAUCCACGUGACGGAAAGUGGAGUCUCAGAAAGGGGAAAGACUGCGUGUGGGAGCCCCGGCUGGAGAGUUACAGGCAGGCGUAGCCCAAGCCCCGCCUGUAACAUUUCCAUCGUGUUGACCUGUGAGGGCGGCAGGCAGGGGUACGGUCCCCACUUUCUGGAACACAGAGUUGAGGCUCUGAGAGCUGAAAACAGUUGCCCCGGGUCUCAGAGCAAAUAAUGUCAGGGCCAGGACUCUAGUUCAAGGCUUUCAAGCCUCGGCCCCUCCCUCCCAGAGGAUAGGGUUGCCUGCAAGGCCAGAUGCCAAGAGAGAGGCUCCACCCCUUCCCAGGAGCCCCAAAGCCACCACUGCUUUCAAUUUAUGAAGACAUAGCAAUGUCCCGGUUCUGCCCCAGCUGUGUCCCAGCCCAGGCCAGCCCCCACCCUGCCCCGUAACACGUGGUCUCAAACAAACUGCUCUCCCCAAGGAUGGGCCCAGCCUAAGGCCAAGACCGCUGCCUUCCAUGUGCCACAUGACCUGUGUGUAUGGGGGCCCAUCCUGUCUCCUGUCCUACCAGUUAUCUCUCACAAAGCUCACCCAAUGUGGAGACGAGGAUGUCUUCAUCAGAGCCCCAGGGCCCUUAGAAACACCAGGGCUAGCCUCCCACUGAACAGGUGGGCUGGCCGGGACUGGGGAGGCAGACUCACCUGGGAUGCUUUAGUCAAGCUACCCAUGUGGCCCUGGGGUCAGCACUCCCCCAAAGCCCGUGUGAUGAAGUGGAGUUAGGUUUUCUAUUCCCUUCGGUGUUUGCAAAUUCAGUGAUGACUAAAUAAAGGUAUUUUCUUUUUCAACCUUGUGGGCCUAGCGACCAUACUCUGGCCAGCAUUUCUUUAUUAGGCUAAUACAGGCAGUCAAAGAGCAGACUGGCCUGUCUGGGCAGCCAGAGGACAGACAGGGCUGUCCAGGAAGCUAGAAUGUCAACAGCCUUGUCCGUGUAGCUGAAGUGUAGACAGCUCUGCCUGGGCUGUCAGCGUGUGGACAGGCCUGCCUGGGCCGCCAGCGUGCAAAUGAGCCCAUCCUGGUGGCUGGAGUGGGGACAGGCCUGCCUGAGCCGUCACAUGCAGGAGGUAGAGUGCAAACCAGGCUGCCCAGGGGCCUGUCUGGACAGCCACAGUGUGGACAGACCACUCUGCCCGCAGCCUGGGCUCUGCUCUGCAGGCAGGGCCCUGAGGUCGGCCCUCACAAAAGAAACACAUUUCCUCAGCCAGCCUGGCUCCUUUCAGUGAAUGCUUUGCUUUAAGAAGGGGAUGUGCCCAAGAAGUUUCCGGACUCUCCCUCCGUCGUUCUCCUCAGCCCCACGGUGCCUCCAGGAGGCUCGCAGGGGACACAGAA
Orcinus orca (killer whale) is the source of this 3354-nucleotide messenger RNA. It is a transcript of the gene SLC1A7, whose product is annotated as solute carrier family 1 member 7. NCBI's taxonomy places the organism in Eukaryota, Metazoa, Chordata, Mammalia, Artiodactyla, Delphinidae. The transcript has 11 exons. Gene Ontology annotation, cellular component: plasma membrane. The coding region runs from base 127 to 1851 and encodes 574 amino acids. Gene Ontology annotation, biological process: L-glutamate transmembrane transport. The record is from RefSeq and is a predicted model, not a curated record. Gene Ontology annotation, molecular function: L-glutamate transmembrane transporter activity; glutamate:sodium symporter activity; neutral L-amino acid transmembrane transporter activity.